AAUAAUGGAAACUUUAUCUCUGUCAGACGAUCACAAUCGAAUCAUGAGAUCAUUCAGAGAUGCUGCACCUACUCACUAUACUUUCAAGAUAAAUUCAUUUUCUGCAUUUUCAAAGAAUUCGAUAGACAAGCAUGAGUCCUUCGAAUUUGAAGCGGGAGGCUACCAAUGGAAACUGGCUGUACAUCCAAACGGAAACAAAAGCAGAGAAGAGAAAAAUCACAUCUCUCUUUACUUGGUGUUAGCACAAACGAGUUCACUCCCCUCUGCUUGGGAGAUCAAUGUGAUUUUCAGGCUCUUUGUCUUUGAUCAGAUUCAAGACAAGUAUUUGACAGUCCAAGAUGCUAAUAAUGGAGGAGUAAAACGCUUUCAUGGAUCGAAGACUGAAUGGGGUUUCGAUCAAUUCAUCCCAAUUUCAAUCUUCAAUGACCCAACAAGAGGUUACCUCGUCGACGACACUUGUGUGUUUGGAGCAGAGGUUUUUGUGAUCAAGAAUUCUGGCAAAGGUGAGCGAUUGUCUAUGAUAAAGGAUUCCACUGCUCGUAAGUUCACUUGGAAGUUCCAUAACUAUUCGUUUAUGAAGAGUGAAGUCUAUAACUCGGAUGCAUUCUUUGCUGGAGAUUACAAAUGGAACAUUAAACUUUAUCCAAGAGGAUACAACAACUGGAAGGACAUUGCUCUUUCCAUGUAUCUGAACUUAGCUGAUUUGACAAACCUUACAUCUAAUCAGCAAGUGUACGUGAGCCGUUGCUUACGCGUAGUCGAUCAAAUUAAUGGAGAACAUGUUGAACGUAAAGAUAAUUCAUGGCACAGUACUUCCAACACUAAUUGGGGUUGGCACAAUUUCUUGCAACUCAGGGAUCUCAAUAACCCAGAAAAGGGUUAUCUGUUGAAAGAUACUUGCAUCAUUGAAGCAGAGGUUAUUGUUCUUGGGCUUUCAUGGAGUGAGUGA
Messenger RNA from Telopea speciosissima, 949 nucleotides. RefSeq lists its product as uncharacterized. The coding region runs from base 5 to 949 and encodes 314 amino acids. The transcript is spliced from 7 exons. Lineage: Eukaryota; Viridiplantae; Streptophyta; Magnoliopsida; Proteales; Proteaceae. The record is from RefSeq and is a predicted model, not a curated record. Gene Ontology annotation, molecular function: protein binding.